AUGUCACGGUCAGCGAGUGAUGCAACUCGGUUUACUGCUACCGGACCUUACGCCUACUCGAAAUCCGCGAUGUCGUCCCCCGCUUCGUCGAAAUGGUCCGGCUUGAAGGUCAAGUCCUCGCAGCCGUCACAGCCAUCUCCCGGCCAGGGGACACAGGAAACUCCGAGAGAGAAGGUUGAGCGACUACGAGCCCAGGCUCGGGCCAAUCGCAUUGCACAGUCGUUCUCUCCCAUGGAUAAGAUAGUAAACUCCGGAAGGACGUGGGCGGAUCGUUUUCACAGGGCGGCGGUUUUCUCACUUAUUGCUGCUUCCGGAAUUGCCGGAGUCUUGACCGUUUAUUCGAUGACAUCCUUAAUCUCGCACAACCGGCGGCAACGGGAACUUUUUAUCGAAAAGGAAUUGGAGAGUCUCUUAGAUGCUAGAAAGGCAUAUGUUGCCGGGACUGCAACCCAACAACAGAUCGAACUGCUGCGGAAAGAGAAGGCCGCGGACGAGGAGAAGCGGCUGCGGGAGGAAGCGAAGAAGCAGACUAUGUUUUAUAAGGCCCGGAGCUGGCUCUUCGAUGGCCCAGAUGCCAUUAAGACCACUAGCGCAGACGCUGAAGCACACUCACAGUCACAACAAUCUCCCGAAAUAAACACCGCUCAGACAACACCAGCUAUGCCUGCCGUGCCGACAGAACCCCAGGGGACCGAACCCGCCAACCCUAGACCAUCGAACUCGAGUUGGUCAAGUUGGACGAGCUGGGGAGGUGCCAGUAAAUAA
Nannizzia gypsea CBS 118893 is the source of this 765-nucleotide messenger RNA. RefSeq lists its product as hypothetical. The record is from RefSeq and is a predicted model, not a curated record. Lineage: Eukaryota; Fungi; Ascomycota; Eurotiomycetes; Onygenales; Arthrodermataceae. The transcript is spliced from 2 exons. Bases 1 to 765 code for a protein of 254 amino acids.